This is a messenger RNA of Amphimedon queenslandica, 4596 nucleotides long. Its product is annotated as son of sevenless homolog 1-like. Gene Ontology annotation, molecular function: guanyl-nucleotide exchange factor activity; protein heterodimerization activity. Gene Ontology annotation, biological process: Ras protein signal transduction. Gene Ontology annotation, cellular component: plasma membrane. The coding region runs from base 119 to 4216 and encodes 1365 amino acids. The transcript has 31 exons. NCBI's taxonomy places the organism in Eukaryota, Metazoa, Porifera, Demospongiae, Haplosclerida, Niphatidae. The record is from RefSeq and is a predicted model, not a curated record.
UAGACAGAGAGAUGCAAUGUCAACCUAACUAAUCUUUCCUGCCCCCACUUUCUCCUCUCUUGUUUCCCACUUUUAGUCCUCUCUCUCUCUAUUGCUUGUUCUAUCUGUUCCAAGGAGGAUGACCAGUACUCAAAAUUCGGAUUUCAACUCUCCCGAGAACGACUCCAAGUGGAAAGGACUCCUCACGCCUGCUCUUAGAAAAAUUCAGAAGCAGGUUCAUCCAAGACUAGAUAUUGAUGAUGAAGCCAUUGAUUUUAUUGAGAUGCUCCUCCUACAGCUCCUCGGUCGUAUCUCAGGUGCUAAGCCUCACACAAUACAAGAUGUUGAGACUCACGUAUCUGCAACUUUUGCAUACCCAAUUGACGUCUGGUCUCUCAAUGAAGCUCGAGAGAAACUCCAGCGACUGGCGUCCAAGAAGAGAGGGGUCUUCCUGUUUCCUAUAGACAAGAUCCAUCUACUGAUGAUUGACGUGCUCGGGUAUAAAGUAGAAGUUAAUGUCAUUCAGUUUAUAAUGGCAAUUUUGGACUACGUUGCUGCAGACAUUUUAAAGCUGGCUGGUAAUUUUGUAAAGAACACUCGUAAGCCAGCCGUAAUAAUAAUUAUGAAAGACAUUCAAAUGUCAAUGUCUGCCGAUCCUGCUUUACAAGCUCUUUUUGAGCGACCUCUUCAGUCUUCCUCUACUGAGAUAGUCAACAUUGGAGAUAUUGAGGUGAAGACUGAUCAUAGCUCAAUGAAAUAUGAUGAGCUGAUAAGAGACUUGAUUGAAAAUGAAACUCAAUUCAUUCAACAAUUAAACCUCAUCUUAAAGGUAGUCCAGCCUGUGUUUCUAAAUGACCCAAUGUUGUUCCCGCCAGAUGAAGUUGAAAUGAUAUUUGAUCCAGUGUUUGACGUGUACGAGCUGUCCGUGCAAAUAUUAGCUUCUGUAGAGGAAGUGGUGGAAAUGGCCAGUGAGAUGGAGGAAGGUGCAAGAUAUCCUCAAAUUGGAUUCUGUUUUGAAGAUGUUGCUGAAUGUGAUGAUUUCUCAGCGUAUUUAUAUUACACUGAGAACUAUCAGAAUGCUGUCAUGGCCCUGGAGGAGUUUUUGACUGAUCCUGAAGUUUGCAGCUACUUCAAAGGUUUAUCUGAUAAAGGUGAGCUGCCUAAGCUGUUCAAGGAAGCUGUCCAAUAUGUAUUGCCCAAAGCAUUGUCAGAGCCUAUUUAUCAUUUCUUUUACUACUGCUCAAUUAUGAAGCACAUGAGUACAGCAACUGAGGAUAAUGAUGAUUACAUUGCCUUUGAAUCUGCCAUUAGUAGUACAUUAGUUCAUAAGUUACAAAUUGAAAAAGAGUCACAGCGCUUCCUUGCAAGAAGAAGGGAGGAUAUUGGGUUAUUUGGAAGAAGAGUUGGGUACAGAAACUCAAUGAAGAAACUGAUUGAGCUACAGUCAAAGAUUGAGGGAUGGGAGGGAUCAGACAUUCAUACCCAAUCAACAGAGCUUGUCAAAGAGGGUGCACUGUGUCUCGUAAGAGAAGGAGGAAGAAGGUCGUCAAGACAGAAGAUGGACAGGCAUGUCCUGUUACUGGACGGUUUGGUCCUUUGCUGUAAGACUAAAAAGGCAGCCACUUCUACAUCAUCAGCUGAAUAUAAACUAAAGGAGAAGAUCAACAUGAGAGGAGCGGUCCAACUCAUUGACCUUGAAGACACAGACGAUCUCAAAUUUGCCUUUGAAAUAAGAGAAGGAGACAGCCCUGGGUAUAUAUUUGUUACUGUAUCGCCACCGGAAAAGAAUGAAUGGAUGUGUGCCUUUACUAUACUGCUAGUUCGGAGACCAUUUGAGAGGAUGCUUGAUAGCAAGUUAAGAGAUGAGGAGAGCAAUAUCCCUGUCCUGGUACCAGACCUAAAGCUAUACAAGUUUGCCGAGCCGGACUCUGACGAUAAUAUUAUGUUUGAGGAGGAGCAGCGCGACAAUCAAGUUCUCAUAAAAGCUGGAAACAUUUAUAAACUAGUUGAGAGACUCACUUUCCAUGAAUAUGCAGAUCCAACAUUUGUCCAAACGUUCCUCAUGACCUAUCGCUCUUUCUGUAAACCAGGAGAGCUCCUCAAUUUGUUAAUAGAGCGAUAUCAGAUACCACUCCCUAUUGAUCCUAAUGAUCAAGACGUGAGGAUUGACCCUUUGAAAAGGGAAGCCAUCAAGAGAUUCAAAGCUAACUAUGUAUCGCCGAUACACCUCAGAGUGCUCAAUGUCUUGCAUCACUGGGUUAAGGAUCAUUAUUAUGAUUUUCAGCAAGACCCCUCAGUACUGGAGCAGUUGAAAGAGUUUGUGGGCACAGUGAAAGCAAAGAACAUGCAAAAGUGGAUAGCAUCGAUACACAGAGCAUUGUCUAAAAAAGAAGGAGGAGAGCACAUACCCUCUAGCUCUGAUCAAGUCUUCUUUGAGCCUCCUCCACCAAUAGAGUGGUUCGCCACUAAGUCAAGGGAUGAGUUUCAUAUACUAAAUCUUCAUCCACUUGAAUUCGCUCGUCAGCUCACCCUCAUACUCUCUGAUCUCUUCAGGGCAAUUAAAUCAGCCGAACUUGUUGAUGCCUCGUGGACCAAGGAGCACAAGAAGGAGAAUAGCUCACCGAAUCUCUUAAAGAUGAGCCGCUUUGAGACAAGAAUCACCAACUGGCUUCGUUACCACAUCGUGUUUACCGAAAACUUUGAGGAAAGAGUAGCAGUCUGCUCCAGACUAGUGGAUAUAAUGGAGGAAUUGAGGUCCAUGAAUAAUUUUGCUGCACUCUUUGCCUUCAACGCAGCCUUUCAGUCCUCUCAGGUCUACAGACUCAAGCACACUUGGAAGGAGAUUUCCCCUAAGAGGAAGCAGGUCCUUGAAGAGAUACAGCAAGUUGCUUCAACUGAUAAAGGAUACAAGAAUUAUAAAGAGAAGCUGAGAUCAAUAGACCCACCUUGUGUACCUUUUGUAGGUAUGUAUUUGACCUGGAUCGUAUUUAUAAAGGAUGGGAAUGAUGGGAAAAUCAAGGGAAAACCUGACGAUUUUAUUAACUUUAAGAAGAGGCGUAUGAUUGCUAAUAUUCUUCAUGAAAUCCAGCAAUACCAGAACUUCCCUUAUCGCUUGAGGGCGGAGCCUUCUAUCCAAGACUUCCUUCAGUCGCAUGAUCCAAAAGGAGACAUGGGUGACAAUCAGUAUGAGGAUUACUUGUACGACCAUUCGGUGGAGAUAGAACCAAGAGAUCAGCCUUACAAGAAAGCACCCAGAGAUUAUAAAGGAGAAUUAAAGCCUCCAAGUGCCGGUGGCCAGUUAGGUGGCACCCUAUCCCAUUUCCUUCCUAUUAAUACGAUAAGACGUACUCCUGGAGAUAAGAAGAAGCAAGCCGCCUCUCUUGACGAUGAUACAAUAUCAGUCGUCAGUGCAGAUGCACCAUUACUCCCUGCAUCAGCUUCAAUGAGCAGUAUUGAAGUGGUAGAAGAGAAUAACAAAUCGUUGGGCGAGACUCAGUCGUUAGCUCCAACUCCGCCCCCUAUACCACCUAAACUACCGCACACGUCUUCACUAGGUGCCAUUGAUCUUGCCUCUCCAACUCUCUCGCUUACUCUACCCAGGAUUCCUCCGCGAUCUAAUUCUCCUAAACUCGAGUCUCUUCCAGAGUCCUACUUGACUUAUCGUAAGCCUCAUCGGCUUCCCCCGGAGAUACCGGAUAAUGAUAUCCCACCACGCCCACCUCACAAUUUCCCGCGUGACAACGAUGUAGCUCCACCUGCCAUUCCUCCACACGGGGAGGUACCAAGAUACGGUAGUAGCCCAAUGUUACCACGGGAUAAUAAUUCGUCGCUUCAUAAUCACGAAGUGCCCCAUCGCCUCUCCGUUGAUAGCUUUUCGUCACAGCCUCCUCCUCGCCCACCGAGAUUGAGCACCCCGUUGGUAAUGACUCCGCCCACUCCCAAUAACGAUAAGGGGCUACCCCCUCCGAUCCCUCGUCGCUCUUAUUCUCCUCCCUCUCUCACUCCUACUCGUUCUAACAGAUCAGAGUCACCGCCCCCACCACGCCCACCUCCUCCAGUAAAAUCGGCCACUCCUCCAAACGAUAAAGACAAUUCAAAGAACGUAGUGUUUAAGUAUGAUAAAGAUGAGGGGGCUCCGCCCAUUUUACCACCACGCCUCUCGCCUAAGAUUGGAACUACUAGUACAGACAAGCCUACAGGUGGCCCUCCUCCUAUACCUCCAAAGUCUAAUAGGUGAUAGAUAGCAAUAGUUUACUUUACUUCUCACUCGCAUCCUAUUACUGUUAUAUAUAUAUAAGAACAACUAUUGUUAUUAUUAUUAUUAUUAUUAUUAUUAUUAUUAUGGACACUUCAGUAGAUUUCUUAGUAUCGAUGCUGUAUGUAUCAGAAAACCUAUUCAACAAUGUGUGCCGUAUGAUGAUAUUAUUAUUAUUAAUUAUUAUUAUAAUUCUUAUUAUUAUUAACAUAUUUUGUUGUUGUAAUAAAAACUUUUGUGUUAUCUCUCAUUAGCGUUCUUUUAUAAUCAUAUUAAUUAUUAUUAUUAUUAUUAUUGUUGUUAUUAUUAUCAUUCUCAUUUCUGUUAUGUUCUUGAAAAGUUGAAUGUCAUCUUGUUCUGAA